Messenger RNA from Diaporthe amygdali, 666 nucleotides. RefSeq lists its product as uncharacterized. Lineage: Eukaryota; Fungi; Ascomycota; Sordariomycetes; Diaporthales; Diaporthaceae. The transcript has a single exon. The coding region runs from base 1 to 666 and encodes 221 amino acids. The record is from RefSeq and is a predicted model, not a curated record.
AUGGCCUCUAUUAACUUCGCUGCCGGCAGCAAUGUCAACGAUAUCCUCAUGUUUGGUAGAUACUGCCAAAGGAUCCUAGCCAUGGAACCGGGCAGCGUCUACGGGAUGAAGCCUCUAAAGCCUGAGGAGGCAGCAUCUAUCAGCGGGACUGCGGCUUACGACGACUCGACUGCGGCGGUAGUCUGUAAGGAGAGGCUGGACCUCGGGCUUGACUACUACUACGCAGUCAAGCAACAGAUAAUGUCGCUUCUUCGGGUAUGGGAUGCUAUACUGGACGAAAAACGCCGCUACGAUACGGUGGGCUGGCUAGAAAGGAGCCGUACAUUCAUGGAUUCCUUCCAGCUUUGUUCGUACCUGAUCCCACAGCGGGUCAGUAUCGGAUUUCUCGGCCCUGAUGUGGGCGCUCCACAGCUUGGACCGCAGAACACCAUUCCGGCAUCAAGCUCUCAGGCCUCCUACUAUUCUACUACGUCAACUAUCGUCAAUACGCCCACGGACUGGGCUGACUAUGAGAACUCCAUGUAUGAUUCUGGCUAUGGAGGGGGAAGCCCCUCCGGGACUGAGGAAUACCCAGAGGGCCUUGCAAUCUCGCCAACUGCCUCGAACGAUAGCUUCGAGAAUGGUGAUUUCGGAGAUGGGGGGGGCCGAGAUCGUCAUAAUUUCUAG